Molecule: messenger RNA, 1044 nt
Organism: Medioppia subpectinata
Lineage: Eukaryota; Metazoa; Arthropoda; Arachnida; Sarcoptiformes; Oppiidae
Source: the annotation of a GenBank genome assembly
AUGGUAUUGGCGGGACAGCAACAAACAGCUGAACUCAAGUUAGCUCUAGAUCAAGAGUUACACAAAAGUAAACAAUUGGAGGAAUAUGUGAACAUAACAGCUGAACUCAAGUUAGCUCUAGCUACAUGUCAUACAAACUACUCGACUGAGAACGGCACUGUGUUUAUAAGUCGCAUAACACCGAUGCAAGUCGUAAAUAUGCUUAACUCGAUGUACAGUAUGUUUGAUGAGCUGACGGAACGGCACUGUGUUUAUAAGGUGGAAACAAUAGGGGACGCGUAUAUGAUAUGUAGCGGGGGUGGUAUAUUGGAUGGCCAGGAUAAUCUGAAUCACGCCCAUAAAGUAUGUGAGAUUGCAUUGGAUAUGAUACGAGUGGUGUUCACACUCCGGGACCCUUCGAGUGGAAACAGUCUUAAUAUAAGAAUCGUGAAUACUGCCAGUCGUAUAGAGAGCUCGAGUGAGGCCCAGAUGGUGCAAAUCAGUGAGAUGACCAAGGGCAUGUUAGACCAAAACGAAUGGGAUAUAUAUGAAAGGGGAACCAUUCAAUUGAAAGGCAAAGGAUUCAUGAAGGAUCAGUCGUCGGAUAAUAGCAGCACUUGUGGCGACGACACGGACAAGAGGUGUAUCGGGAGGCAAACCGAGCGCCUACUGGUCACCGGUGACCAAAUGUGUUCGUCCCGGUCGUCAUCGUUGGCCGCGUUGGACGACAAGUAUAACCGGUCGGCGCUGAACGACAACCGAUCGCUAAUACCUUUGGUCUCAAUGACACAAAACAACACUUUUAGCCAAAAACAAUUGAAUCGUUUAAUGGCAUUGCAAUUAAGCAAACAAUUAUUUCUAUCUGAUAACAUCAACACUACGACCACCGCUACUAUCGCUGACAACGAGAAAAACAAUAUUAAUUAUAAUAUUAAAAAUAACGAGAAAAAUGUGUCUAUAAUUGGCUCCGAAGGACAACUACAACAACAGCCGCCGGCGCUCUCGUCGGUGGCUAUCGAUAGACUCAAUACAAUCCACAAUCCGCUGAUGACCGGCGACGCCGAG